Molecule: messenger RNA, 3245 nt
Organism: Drosophila suzukii
Lineage: Eukaryota; Metazoa; Arthropoda; Insecta; Diptera; Drosophilidae
Gene: dnr1
Product: defense repressor 1
Biological process (GO): ubiquitin-dependent protein catabolic process
Cellular component (GO): cytoskeleton
Molecular function (GO): ubiquitin-protein transferase activity
Source: RefSeq, a predicted model, not a curated record
GCGCUGUGUUUAACACCUAAGUAUCAGAAUACAAAAACAACCAGAGUAUUCGAAAAAUCGCCGGGAAAAAAUAUCACGAAAUGAUAUUUAAAAUUUUUGUAUAAAAAUAAAAGAACGGUAUAAAAUUUAUUGUGCUUCACCAGACAGCCAAUAAACAAGCAGAAAUAAAAUUUCGAAAAACCAACAACUGUAGCAAAAGCAACAAUCAAAAGUUUAUACGAAAAGCGUGCGUGCGUUCGUUGCCGUGUAAUAAAAAUGUGUACAAAAUUCCAAAAGUGCAAAUUUAUUUAAAUAACUCCGCAGUGCUCAACGUUCAAAGUUAACAAACAAAUCAAAUAAAAAAGAAAACCAAAACAAAAACUGAAAUAGAAGUUUCCUAGACUGGAACAAAAUACGCGAACCUAAUUGAGUUUGGUGCGCAGAAGAGUAGGAAAAAAUAUAUUGCAACCUGUAGCUCGGGCUUUGGCUUUGAUUUUGAUUUUGAAUACGGCUUUUGUGCAAACAAGCCGGAAGCCAAUCCCAAAUGCAAUUGUUUUGAACCGCAGCUGAGCAGAGCUUUUACCUGUUAGACAACAAAUCAAGCGGCAGCAGCAGCAGCGGCACAAAAGCAACAAUAUGUGGUGCAUUGUCAACUUGCCCAACGGCACCCAACAAGCCGUCAAGUGGGAUCCCAAAGCCAAUGGUCAGGAGUGUCUGGAGAAGGUCUGUCGUGCCCUGAACAUCAUCUGCGAAAUGGAGUACUUCGGCCUGGAGCACUGGACGCCCAACCAGAAGGAGUCGCAGACGCGCCAGUGGAUCAACCUGCGCAACCGGCUGUCCGGCGACAGUGGAAGCAGUGGCAGUGGCAUUCAGCUAAUGCUGGCCCUGCGGGUCAAGUUCUGGGUGCCGGUGCACUUCAUCCUCCAGGAGAGUGUGAGGAAUCUGUUCUACAUGCAGGCCAGGCGGGAUCUGCUCGAGGGUCGCCUCACUGCACCCGACUGGAGUGGAGCGGCCAAGCUGGCGGCACUGCUCUGCCAGGCAGAUGGAUUACGCUUCAAUGAAUCCUCCCUUAGGGCCGACUGUCCCAUGAGGAUGAGGCGGGAGUUGGCCCAGCAGCAGCAGCAACAGCAGCAGGCGCAGCAACAGCGGCUGGAGCAACAGCGCAAGGAGAAGGAGCAUGUGCUGAGCUUCAAAAAGCGACGCCUGUCCAAGCAAAAGUCCAUGGAGCACAUCGAGAUCUGCACCCUGCCCACAACUAAUGCCACGAGUUGCAGUCUCCAGCCCUCGCCAUCCGCCUCCGCCUCAGCCUCAGCCUCAGCAUCCGCCUCCACAUCCGCCUGCUCGCAAACCCACUCGAACAGCAGCUCCAGCAGUCCCAGCAAUAGUAGCAGUCAAACGGGUCUGGACGAGCGAUUGGCCAGCAAUCCGCUGCGCAUGUACGAGGAGUACCUGAUCCAGCCCAGCUCCGAGGGUGAACCGCCGGCGGAUUACCUGAGGCAAAUAGCCAUGGAGCAUGGCAAGCUGGCCAAGCUGCAGAUGAGCCUCAAGUCGGCCAAGUACUGGUUGCUCCAGUCCAUCCAGGAUCUGGAGGGUUAUGGCGAGGAGCUGUUCAGCGGAGUGACCACCAAUGAAAGUGCCACGCGAUGCGACAUUGCGGUGGGCGCCCAUGGCAUCACCGUCUGCCGGGGGGGUGAUAAACAAAGCAUCCCCUUUGGCGCCAUUGCUGCGGCCAAGUCGCUGCGUCGCACUUUCAAACUGGAGUACGUGGAUGAUCACAACGAUCGCAAGGAGCUGGAGAUCAAGUUGCCCAAGCAGCCGAUCGCAGCGGGACUAUACCGCUCCAUAACCGAGCGCCAUGCGUUCUAUGUGUGCGACAAAGUGCGCGGUGUGGUGACCAACCAGUUCACCCGGGAUCUCAAGGGCACCAUUGCCUCCAUGUUCAUGGAGAACACGGAGCUGGGCAAGCGUUAUGUGUUCGACAUCCAGCACACAUGUCGCGAGGUUCACGACCAGGCGAGGAGGACUCUCCAUGAGCGGGGCGGCGAUCUGAUUGCCGAGGGUGCGGAAGGAUGCUCUGCUGCCGCUGGAGGAUUGGGCGCCACUGCCGGAGGCGAUCCCAUGGACGCCGUUGCGGGGGUCAGCGGGCUGGCGACUGGUGCCGGCGGCUCCAUGGCCGGCAAGAUAGAUUUGGCCAUUCGCGAGAAGGAGGCGCGUGAGGCGGCGAUUGAGCGUUGCGUGGAUACGCGCAUCUCGGAGGCCAUGCAGUGCAAGAUCUGCAUGGACCGCGCCAUCAACACGGUGUUCAAUCCUUGCUGUCACGUCAUCGCCUGUGCCCAGUGCGCUGCGAGAUGCAGCAACUGCCCCAACUGUCGGGUGAAGAUAACCAGCGUGGUCAAAAUCUAUCUGCCGCCGGAGCUGCGCACCAGCCAAACCGGCAGCGGCGCCACAACCACCAGCAGCAGCAACAUCGGCGACGGUUGCUCCGUGGAGGAGCAGCUGCAUCAGCUGGAGGAGAUCUCAGUGGCACCCGCAUCCUUGGAGGCGGCGGCGGCAGGAGCAGGAGCAACCGGACCUGGGGGACAGCCAAAGGUCACGACGGCCGCCUAGAAUUGGUUGUGCUCGCUGCUGUUCCGGCUGAUGGAAUGGGUGUGCGUGCCGAUUGUCUGAGAACCAAAAUGAUCCACUGUUAUUCUAUGACCACAACCUAAAUGGGGAACAAAUCAACUAGAGAAACGAAAAAAACUCGUCUAAGACUUCACUGCAUAGCCUAUGCCUAGAAUCUAUAACUGCAGAUUGUUUCAUAUUCAUAUACAACACUAUACACAUAGAUAUAUUUACGAUCGUUAUAGAUCAGCGAUACCUUAUACGAUAUAGCCCUUGAAUGUACAACAUAGUUACUUACUAAAUGUUAGCAAUUUUACCAACUAAAUUCGAGAUGUAUUUAUUAACGCCUAAACUCUUUAGUAUUCCACCCCUACCCGAAGAAACCCCCAAAUUCUCAUAUAUAUACCCUAUGGAUACAUAUACUAAAUGAACAUAUAUAUAUAUUAGCGUGUGUAUAUAGGACAAGCGUACAAUAAUCGCAAACCCAAGGAGCAAAGUAGUACUAAGUACCUGCAAAACAAACAGAAACGGAAACAGAACACGAAACACGAAAAGUAUCUCUGCAGUGGAUAUUACAUAGUCAAUAAUAAAUGUUAACAAUGUUAUACUAUAUAUAUACAUAUACAUGUAAAAGAAAAACCAAUGAAAAUACCUUAAAUGUA